CCCCAGUUCAUACUAAAGAGAAAUAGAAAUUGAAGUACCUCUGCCCCUCUUUCUCGUAGCAGCUAGAGAGUAUCCAAAUUCUCUAAUCUGACAGGCAGAAGAGGAGAGAAAAAAUGGGAGGGGGAAUGGAGUACAACAAGAACAAGUGGAUCGAAGAAUGGGGAGCCGCGAGGGAGAACCUGGAGCACAACUUCCGCUGGUCUCGACGUAACCUGGCGAUUGUAGGUAUCUUCGGCAUCGCCGUCCCCGUCUUGAUUUACAAAGGAAUCGUCAAAGAGUUUCAUUUGCAUUAAUAACUUAAGCAGAUU
Molecule: messenger RNA, 308 nt
Organism: Nicotiana tabacum (common tobacco)
Lineage: Eukaryota; Viridiplantae; Streptophyta; Magnoliopsida; Solanales; Solanaceae
Source: RefSeq, a predicted model, not a curated record